AUGGCUAUGUCCUGCAAGGAUGGUAAAGGAGUAAUGGAUAAUGGCAAAUAUGUGAGGUACACACCUGAGCAGGUUGAAGCCCUUGAGAGGCUUUAUCAUGAAUGCCCCAAACCCAGUUCGAUUCGUCGCCAACAGCUCAUUAGGGAGUGCCCAAUUCUCUCUAACAUUGAGCCUAAACAAAUCAAAGUUUGGUUCCAGAACAGAAGAUGCAGAGAGAAGCAGAGGAAAGAGGCUUCACGCCUCCAAGCUGUGAACAGGAAGCUCACUGCUAUGAACAAGCUUUUAAUGGAGGAAAAUGAUAGGUUGCAGAAGCAAGUGUCACACUUGGUCUAUGAAAAUGGCUACUUCCGCCAGCAUACCCAGACCACGACGCUUGCAUCCAAAGAUACGAGCUGUGAAUCAGUGGUGACGAGCGGUCAACACCAUCUGACACCUCAGCAUCCGCCAAGGGAUGCUAGUCCUGCAGGACUUUUGUCCAUUGCAGAAGAAACUUUAGCAGAGUUUCUUUCAAAGGCUACUGGAACUGCUGUAGAGUGGGUCCAAAUGCCUGGAAUGAAGCCUGGUCCGGAUUCCAUUGGAAUCGUUGCUAUUUCUCAUGGUUGCACUGGAGUGGCAGCACGAGCCUGCGGCCUGGUGGGUCUAGAGCCUACACGGGUUGCAGAGAUCCUCAAGGAUCUGCCUUCGUGGUUGCGUGACUGCCGCACUGUAGAUGUCUUGAAUGUACUGCCUACAGCAAACGGUGGAACCAUUGAGCUCCUUUACAUGCAGCUCUAUGCGCCGACCACUUUGGCGCCUGCAUGUGACUUCUGGAUGCUCCGCUAUACUUCUGUUUUAGAGGAUGGCAGCCUUGUGGUUUGUGUGAGAUCUCUCAAAAACACACAAAAUGGUCCAUCCAUGCCUCCGGUGCAGCAUUUUGUUAGAGCAGAGAUGCUGCCUAGUGGAUACCUGAUACGACCAUGUGAAGGAGGUGGCUCAAUUAUACACAUUGUUGAUCACAUGGAUCUGGAGCCUUGUGGCGUGCCAGAAGUAUUGCGCCCAUUGUAUGAAUCUUCAGCUGUUCUUGCCCAAAAGAUGACAAUGGCGGCUUUACGCCAGCUGAGGCAGGUAGCCCAUGAAGCUUCUCAAUCUAGUGUCACUGGCUGGGGCAGACGACCUGCAGCUCUACGAGCACUAAGCCAGAGGCUUAGCAGGGGAUUUAAUGAGGCACUAAAUGGAUUUACUGACGAGGGGUGGUCAUUGAUGGGGAAUGAUGGCAUGGAUGAUGUCACAAUCCUUAUAAACUCAUCUCCUGACAAGCUAAUGGGUUUAAAUCUUUCAUUUGGUAAUGGAUAUCCAGCUGUCAGUAAUGCCGUCUUAUGUGCUAAAGCAUCAAUGCUUUUACAGAAUGUGCCUCCUGCUAUCCUUCUUAGAUUCCUACGGGAGCAUAGGUCAGAAUGGGCAGACAACAAUAUUGAUGCUUACUCAGCUGCAGCUGUUAAAGUUGGCCCCUGUAGCUUAGCGGGGUCUCGAGUUGGAAGUUUUGGUGGUCAAGUUAUACUCCCCCUAGCUCACACUAUUGAGCAUGAAGAGUUCUUGGAAGUCAUUAAACUGGAGGGUAUUGGCCAUUCUCCUGAAGAUCCAAUGAUGCAGACUAGAGAGAUGUUCCUCUUGCAACUAUGCAGUGGAAUGGACGAGAAUGCUGUUGGUUCCUGUGCUGAACUGAUUUUUGCUCCGAUUGAUGCUUCCUUUGCUGAUGAUGCACCUCUCCUACCUUCUGGUUUUCGCAUCAUUCCUCUUGAUUCUGGGAAGGAAGCCUCCAGUCCAAAUCGCACAUUGGAUCUUGCUUCUGCUCUUGAAGUUGGGCCGACUGGAAACAGGGCAUCUAGUGAAUAUUCUGCAAAUGCGGGUUGCGUGAGAUCUGUGAUGACUAUAGCAUUUGAGUUUGCAUUUGAGAGCCACAUGCAAGAGCAUGUAGCAUCCAUGGCUCGACAAUAUGUUCGCAGCAUCAUAUCUUCAGUUCAGAGGGUGGCAUUAGCACUCUCUCCUUCACAUUUAAGUUCGCAGGCUGGUCUUCGUUCACCACUUGGUACCCCUGAAGCGCAGACCCUAGCUCGUUGGAUAUGCAACAGUUACAGGGGAUAUUUGGGUGUGGAGCUGCUCAAAUCUGGCAACGAAGGAAGUGAAUCCAAUCUCAAAUCCUUGUGGCAUCACUCUGAUGCAAUUAUGUGCUGCUCUCUGAAGGCUGUGCCAGUUUUCACCUUUGCAAACCAGGCAGGACUUGACAUGCUUGAGACAACCUUGGUUGCACUGCAAGACAUAGCUUUGGAAAAGAUUUUUGAUGACCAUGGACGCAAGACUCUCUUCUCUGAGUUCCCGCAGAUAAUGCAACAGGGUUUUGCUUGUCUUCAAGGUGGCAUCUGUCUCUCAAGCAUGGGGCGACCAGUGUCAUAUGAAAGAGCAGUAGCUUGGAAGGUGUUGAAUGAAGAUGAGACGGCUCACUGCAUAUGUUUCUUGUUUGUGAACUGGUCUUUUGUGUGAUGUUGAGACCAGGAAACCUUUCACGGUUAGGAGCCUAUUAUAAUAGGGUCGAAUAGACGGGAGACUUGAAAACCUUUUGUGCUUAAUUAAGUCUUUUGUAAGUGAUAAUGACGAUGAUGGAUGCUAAGACCAGUGUUGUGUUAGAUUGUUGCUGCUGCACUCUAUAAAACUCGAGCCUAUGCUCUUUGUUUUUUA
Rosa chinensis is the source of this 2712-nucleotide messenger RNA. Its product is annotated as homeobox-leucine zipper protein ATHB-15. The record is from RefSeq and is a predicted model, not a curated record. The coding region runs from base 1 to 2517 and encodes 838 amino acids. Gene Ontology annotation, molecular function: lipid binding; DNA-binding transcription factor activity; DNA binding. NCBI's taxonomy places the organism in Eukaryota, Viridiplantae, Streptophyta, Magnoliopsida, Rosales, Rosaceae. The transcript has 18 exons.